Molecule: messenger RNA, 1819 nt
Organism: Amaranthus tricolor (Joseph's coat)
Lineage: Eukaryota; Viridiplantae; Streptophyta; Magnoliopsida; Caryophyllales; Amaranthaceae
Product: F-box protein At1g49990-like
Exons: 2
Coding region: 191-1723 (510 amino acids)
Molecular function (GO): protein binding
Source: RefSeq, a predicted model, not a curated record
CCACUAACAAUUACAUAAUCCGCUGCGCCUUAAAGACGCUAGUAAAUGAUUUGCCAUGUCACAACAUAACAUAUAAUUCUUUAAUUAGCUCAUAAUUCAUUGAUUUUUCGAUUGAUACAAUUCUUUCUGUAUACUUCUUCGAGCUUCAUCUCAUCAAAAGCAUCUUGUAUUUCCCUCUAAAUAUUCAAAAAUGUCAGAUCAAGUUGUAGAAUCAAUCUCAUGUCAUUACCGAACCCGUUUACCCGAUAAAAUGGUACAAGAAAUCCUUAUCCGUUUACCCGCAAGAACUAUCUUCCGUUUCAAAACCUUAUCAAGAACCUGGAAUUCAAUCAUCUCAUCUCCAUAUUUCAAGAAAUCCUACAUUUCCCGCAAUCCAACCCCAUCAUGGUUCAUCGUCGAACGAUCUCUAACCCGAAAAUCAAUCCCCAAUUUUCGGGGAUAUACAACCCAAUUAUACUUCCAAGAACCCCCAAAAUUGAGUACUCUUUUUAUUAUUUUCCCCGAAAGUGUUGAUUUACCCAAUUCAUAUCACCCAACAUUGCUAGCUUCGAGUGAUGGGUUAUUACUUAUUGACAUAAUGUGUAGAAAUAAGCCAUUCAGCUUGUUUUUGAUUACUGCUACAACUAAUAAUAUACUUCCAGUUGAAACUCCUCAAUGGCUAACUAAUGAUCAAAUGGGUGUCGGAUUAAUUACCCAGAUUGGUAAAACUAAUGGGUUUAUUGAGAAAUUCAUGAUUGUGUACUGUAAGCCAAUAAAUGGAAGUACAAUCGCUUCUUUGAUGUGUUUUUCGUCAGAAACAUUAGAAUGGGACUUGAAACAUGCUAAAUUUAUAUCCGGAGAAUUUUUUUUUAUUACUGGAAGUUUAAGAGUAAUUGAGUUCAAGGGGAAAUUGAUUUGGUAUGAUUUAGGUUUUGGAUUAAUAGCUUGGGAUGAUCCUUUUAGUAUAGAAAAAGAAGUUCAAUUACGAUUAAUCGAGUUUCCAAAUCGACAAAUGAAAGAAUUGGAAGAUGAAAUGUGUUUAGACUGUGGUGGUGGGUAUAUUCAGUUUUUGGAGCUUUCUAAGAGAAAAAAUGGUGAGAUAAGUUUGUGGAGGUUGAAGUAUGGAUAUGGAACAUGGAUUUUACUGAGUAAGUUGAAUUUUCCGGGUCUUGAUUGUAGACCCGAAUCAGUAAUGCCAACACCCAUUUUUAUCCAUCCUUUUAAUGGUGAUAUCGUCUUCUUUGAUUUUGGUUAUCGUAUUAUUUCUCUGGAUCUUAAAUCUGAAAAAAUGGAGUGUAGCGAUAAUUUCCGAAAUAGUGCUGUGUUUCCUUUUUCUAUUACCAAGUCUUGGGUUCCCGUUUUGCUCUCGAGUUGGCCUAUUAUUUCGUUUUCUCCAAUUGUCGAUGCUAAAGUCAAGUUUAAAUAUGGAAAUGUAUUUUACGACAAAGGGGAUAUUAAUCAAGCUAUAGAUCUCUAUACACAGAGCAUUAAUUCGUCAGAAAAUGCCAUAACUUACGUAUUUAGAGCUUCGGCAUAUACGAAGCUCGGUAAAUACCAAGAAGCAGAAGUUGAUUUCGCCAAGGCAUUGGAGUUAGAUGGUGAAUGCUUUGAAGCUUACAAACGCCGAGCACUUACAAGACUUAAAGGUUGUGUUGAAGAUUUGGAAAUUGCCUUGAAACUAAAGCCUGAUCACCAAAAAUUAAAGUAUCUACAUACUAAUGUAAAAGCAUUGUGCUUGUUAUAGAAAUGAUGGAGGAGAAUAGCUAGAAAGUUUGUAACAAGAUUAAAGUGAGAAAAACCUUGUGUUUGUUCUUGUUAUAUGUUUUUUUGUUUAUUUUAA